UGCGCAACGCUUGUCCUCCCAAGCCUGUUGGUCUUUUCCCGCCCUUCCCUGGCCUUUGCAGGAGGGACAGAGUAUGCACUCCGCUAGGGAUACCUGCUUGAUUCCGAGGAGUGCGGGAACUAAUAGGUCACAGAAGUCCUUUUGGUCUUAAAUUUUCAAGGGGCAAAGGACAUACUCUGGGACUGUUAACUAGGCCGAAGGCCCGGAGGCGGGAAGAGGUUGUGUGGGUGGGGUCAAGGGUGAGAGGUCAGAAGGCAACGAAGGGGGCGGAGCGAGUGGAGGCGAAUGGCGGCUCGUCUUCCUUGGCGGCGGAGGCGCUGAAGCUGGGACGCGGGUCGGGCGCGUCCAACGAAAGAAGGAGAGCAGCGGCUGCUCCCAACAUGCACAGCCUGGCAACAGCAGCGCCUGUGCCUACUGCACUAGCUCAAGUAGAUAGGGAAAAGAUCUAUCAGUGGAUCAACGAGCUGUCCAGUCCUGAGACAAGGGAAAAUGCUUUGCUAGAGCUAAGUAAGAAGCGAGAAUCUGUUCCUGACCUUGCACCCAUGCUGUGGCAUUCAUUUGGUACUAUUGCAGCACUUUUACAGGAAAUUGUAAAUAUUUAUCCAUCUAUUAAUCCACCCACGUUGACAGCACACCAAUCUAACAGAGUUUGCAAUGCUCUGGCAUUACUGCAGUGUGUGGCAUCACACCCAGAAACCAGGUCAGCUUUUCUUGCAGCACACAUCCCACUUUUUUUGUACCCCUUUUUGCACACUGUCAGCAAAACACGUCCCUUUGAGUAUCUUCGGCUUACUAGCCUUGGAGUUAUUGGGGCCUUGGUGAAAACAGAUGAGCAAGAAGUAAUCAACUUUUUAUUGACAACAGAAAUUAUCCCUUUGUGUUUGCGCAUUAUGGAAUCUGGAAGUGAACUUUCUAAAACAGUUGCCACAUUCAUCCUCCAGAAGAUCCUCUUAGAUGACACUGGUUUGGCUUAUAUAUGUCAGACAUAUGAACGUUUCUCCCAUGUUGCCAUGAUCUUGGGUAAAAUGGUCUUGCAGCUAUCCAAAGAGCCUUCUGCCCGUCUUUUGAAGCAUGUAGUAAGAUGUUACCUUCGACUCUCAGAUAAUCCCAGGGCACGUGAAGCACUCAGGCAGUGCCUCCCUGACCAGCUGAAGGACACAACUUUUGCCCAGGUGCUAAAAGAUGACACCACCACGAAACGCUGGCUUGCACAACUGGUGAAGAACCUGCAAGAGGGACAGGUCACCGAUCCCCGGGGUAUCCCCCUGCCCCCUCAGUGAUCCUCCCUUGUCCCCUCCCACCACUCCCCUAAGUUGGGGAAGGGAAGGGGAACCUACGAGGAAAACAGCUCAGGUUUUAUCACCGACUGGGAAUAGAGAACCUCAAUGCUGAACUGCACUGGAGAAAAGGGGCAGUGUACUCCCCCUGAGGUGUACGGGCUGCCAUCUCAGGCUGCCUUGAGGACCUGGGCUCUCUGCUACUCCCGGGAAAUGGGCUCCUAACACAGCAGUCUGCCACCACAGCCCCAGGAGGAUGUCAACACCAGCAAAUGCUGUAUUUGCAGCAUGCCCAAGAUGACCCUGCUCUUCCACCUCUACCUAGCUACUGGCAGGGAGGGGAGACAGUGGUGAAAGCAGCACUCUAGGCAUGAUGAACGCCUGGGACCAAGCCAUGUGGCGUUUUUUACUUGCCUUCCUGGAAGACUCAAGAUGUGUCUCUUAAUUCUCUCUCUCUCAGUAUUUUGUUUACUUUGGAUUUUUUGUUUUUAGUCUCAGAGAGAGGUGUGUUUAAUGGACACAAGCUGUAAUUUUCAGCAAAACUUUGUCAGUUGGCACUGUUUACAAGUCUGUUAGCUGCAUAAGCUUAAUAAAAAGUUGGUCUGGGCAUU
This is a messenger RNA of Marmota flaviventris (yellow-bellied marmot), 1888 nucleotides long. It is a transcript of the gene Cnot9, whose product is annotated as CCR4-NOT transcription complex subunit 9. Lineage: Eukaryota; Metazoa; Chordata; Mammalia; Rodentia; Sciuridae. Gene Ontology annotation, cellular component: CCR4-NOT complex. The record is from RefSeq and is a predicted model, not a curated record. Gene Ontology annotation, biological process: mRNA catabolic process.